Molecule: messenger RNA, 597 nt
Organism: Aureobasidium vineae
Lineage: Eukaryota; Fungi; Ascomycota; Dothideomycetes; Dothideales; Saccotheciaceae
Source: the annotation of a GenBank genome assembly
CGGACUUCAGAUCUACAAGCACUCACCAGAGCUUGGGUGGCUGAGAGGUGUGCGCCAGAGUUAUUGCCGUAUCCAGAAGAGCUUAUUGACAGGGUUAUGGAGAGGAUAAAAGUGCAGAUCGAGACCGUAGAAGACAUGACAGGAACAAUGGAUCCAUCAGCAAACUUCAACCUCAUCAUCACACAAACAGAACUCGAAAGAUUCAAAUUCCUGAUUCGCUCCUUCCUACGAGCGAGGAUAGCAAAGCUCGACAAAUACCCUCAUCAUCACCUUCCCUCCUCCAAUCUCUCAGCCACGGAAUCACAGUACUUGACCCACCGCAUAUCUCUCCUAUCCCAUCAUUUCAACACCUCGUUUCUCUCUUCGUUUCCCGCACAGUUGCAAAAGCUAGAUGAUACAGCAGGAGGUAUCUCUAUGGUGGAUGCGCCGGAUGCAGAUGCAGCUGUUUUUGUGAGGGUGCUGAGAGAUGCGGGACACGUGGAGGUACAAGGAGAGCAAGGCGUAGGUGUUGUAGAGUUGAGAAGAGGAGAUGUUUGGUGUGUGAGGUGGAGUGCGGUCAAAGAGGCUGUACUGAGGGGAGAUGUCGAGAUGGUAUGA